Dicentrarchus labrax (European seabass) is the source of this 7484-nucleotide messenger RNA. Its product is annotated as vascular endothelial zinc finger 1. Gene Ontology annotation, biological process: regulation of transcription by RNA polymerase II. Lineage: Eukaryota; Metazoa; Chordata; Actinopteri; Moronidae. Gene Ontology annotation, molecular function: DNA-binding transcription factor activity; RNA polymerase II cis-regulatory region sequence-specific DNA binding. The record is from RefSeq and is a predicted model, not a curated record. The transcript has 7 exons. The coding region runs from base 90 to 1592 and encodes 500 amino acids.
AGGAAGUUGUAGCUGCCAUGUUUAGCUGCUUUGUUGUAGAUUCCUUGUAGGUUUCCUGCAGAUUUUAGCUUGUGUUGCCAAGUGUUGCAAUGGAACCGAGCUGGAGUACGUUUUUAUUCCAACAGGCCAAUGAGGCUCUGCAUCACCAGCACCAAGUAGCCGGGAACAGCCUCUUGCCUUUGCUCAGUUCUGGAACAGAGCCACCUGAUCAGAAACCGGUGCUGCCCAUUCCCUUGGACCAGAAACCCCCUGUCAGUGCUGCAGAACUUCUUAAAGACAAUGUUGCUAGUGGGACUGGCGGGGGAGGUGGUGGAGGGCCUCCAUUAGCUGUGGUGAAAAAGGAGCCUAAAUCAAAGACACCCUUCAUCUGUGGCUACUGCAACAAGGCCUUCCGAGACAGCUACCACCUGCGGCGGCAUGAGUCUUGCCACACUGGCAUUAAGAUGGUUUCGCGGCCUAAGAAGACACAAACAGCCCCCACCAUGGUGCCGCUCAUAUCCACUGUACCACGUGAGAAUAGCGGAAAUCCUUCAUACAUUACUACUGUAGCUGGUAUCCUGACUACAGCCACCACGUCAACCUCCACAGGCACUAGCAUCAUGACCCCAAUGCAGCACCAACAGCAGCAGAGUAUCCCCAAAAAGCCCCCCAAACCAGUGAAAAAGAAUCACGGCUGCGACAUGUGCGGUAAGGCCUUCAGAGAUGUGUACCACCUCAACCGCCACAAGCUGUCGCACUCUGACGAGAAGCCGUUCGAGUGUCCCAUCUGCCAGCAGAGGUUCAAGAGGAAGGAUCGCAUGACAUACCAUGUCCGCUCCCAUGACGGUGGAGUUCACAAGCCUUACAUCUGCUCUGUCUGUGGGAAGGGCUUCUCCAGACCUGAUCACCUAAGCUGUCAUGUUAAGCAUGUCCAUUCCUCAGAGAGACCAUUUAAGUGCCAAGUAACGGCCUGUACCUCCGCCUUUGCUACCAAAGACCGUCUGCGCUCCCACAUGAUUAGGCAUGAAGGCAAAGUGACCUGCAACAUCUGUGGCAAAAUGCUAAGUGCUGCCUACAUCACAAGUCACCUCAAGACGCAUGGCCAGGCCAGCUUCAGCAACCCUUGUAACAAUAAAGGCAUAAGUGACUGGCAGUGGAACCACUCAGGGCCACGAAAAGGUGAGUUGACGGUAGGAGAGAUUUUAAAUAACUCCUUCCAAGUCCUAAUUGACAACUCUCACAAAGAUGCCAACAACGUGCACAACAACUCGGCCAGUACGACGCCAGUCACCAACUCAGCAGCCAUCACCUCGACUGUAAACCGUGGCGGCAACGCCAGCAAUCCCGUCACCAUCGCCGCUCAGAUGAACAUCGCCACCAGCACGGUCAACAUCACGUCACCGGUCAACCUGCAGCACCCAGUCACCAUCACCGGCCCCGUGAACUUGGCCUCCGUCAACAUCCCUACAACGGCACACAUGAAUAUUGCCCACCCGGUGGCUAUCACCACUCCCAUGCCCAUGAAUAUCACAGGGCCGCUCAACAUUGCCAUGAGGCCCAUGGAGAGCAUGCCUUUUCUAUCCCAAGUUCUGCCUUCCUCCCCUCCCUGGUAGAGCCCUUUUAGCCCAUGUAAGAGCCGGUCAUGUUUUAACUGCCUAAUAAUGGAUGAGCCUGUCAAAUCUUAGUAAAAGGCCCUCUAAAUGGGUUGCUAGUGUAUUAAACUUGAAAAGGUGAUAACUAAUGUAAUACAACCACAGAUAGUAACCAGUGAUUACAGCAUAAUUUGUCAAUUCUGAAUUUUAUUUCUAUUUAUAGAACCAAACGUUUCAGAUAUCCUUAAUCACUCUUGGGCUUACAGUCAUGUUAGGGGUGCAGCUAAUGAUUACUUUCAUUAUCAAUUAAUCUAUACGUUUCUUGAUUAAUUGUAAAUAAAAUCUGACAGUUCUUAAAGAAUCUCUCAAUACAGUGAAAACUGUUGGCAAAUCAGUUUAUUAGUCAUCAACUAUCAGCUCUACAGUCAUUCAUUGAAGAGUAUUGGCCUACAUAGCAUAUGCACUUCACAGGAGAAUCCGUCAAAUCAACGGUUUAUUCUAUCAUAGUUAGUGUUUUUUUUAUAUAUAUAUAUUUUAGAUAUUGUAAUAUAGGAAAUUCUAGAAAUUGAAUAGAGAAAAGUUUUAUUGAUUCCAGAUGGAAGUUUCUGUUUUUGGCUAACCCAGUGAAUUAAUUAUAUUACAGAUCAAGGUACUUAACACAUUGAUGCCAUAAACUCAAUCACCAUAAAGCAGUCCUGUUCAUGGAUUUACAAUAUUGCCCUCACUGUCCUGAUAGAGCAGGAGUGAGAGAUACCUCAUUGUAAACCAUAUGGCAUCAAUUCUGACCAAUGACAUACCGCCCAGCCCCAGUCUAUGGUGUUACUCACCUUCUCAGAGUUAAUCUGUCGUACUGCUCACAGCUCUUUACCUAUUAGUUGAGUUUCUGAGGGCCAAGUUGAUCUCAGAUAUGAACAGAUAAUCUGAUGUCUAGGUGUCAUUUAUUCAUUUCUCCUUUAGCUAUCAACUGCAUUUCACAGUCUUCAUCAGAGGAUGGGGGUUACACAGUUGUUACAGUGUGACCUCCAGAACUCCAGGCAUAACAGCUGAUCAUAUGGUCUUUAUUGGCCUCCAUCUACUGAUCAAGACCAUGAUCUACAGUUGAAAGCUUGCAAGUGGUCCUGAAGAUUAUUUAGUCAAACUACUGUCUCCAAGGUCAAGGGCGCUCUGAUAAACUCAUAUUUCUUACCUUUUGACUACUUGAAUGAUGUCACAGGCCGCAGAAUACUUCAAAUAACUUAUUUCACAUGCUAAUGUGACCCCAUGCCUUCAGGUGGGGAGGACGUUCUGUGCAGACGUUGUGUAUGUAAAUAAUGACCAUUUUAUGCCAAAGAUUUUCUAAGUAUAGUGUUUCCCCCUGAAUGCUAUAUUUUAACAUGUAAGGGGAAAACCUUUUAAACAGCAUUUAGACCUUCAUGGGACACUAAAUUCUCCUUUUAAAACACAGUAAUGAAAUUUGCCCCUGCAGCCACCCACCCCUCAUCACCGUACUACCACCUCUGGAGCUGUGGUGUGGUGUGAGCCAACACAUACUGGGGUUUACCCAGUUACAUUGAAAUUUCCCAUUCAUAUUAUUGCUAUAAUAAGUCAACGUUUUGCAUCAUUUUAAUACGUGAUCAUUUGUAUAUUAAUGUUAAAUUGCUUGCAUUAGUGUAAGUUCAUCACAUUCAAAAGGUUUCAUUACACUUUCAAACGAGUGUUUUCUUCCACUGUAAGAUGGUUUCAUAUUAUUGGGCAGUUACUACAAUAUCAGCUGCUGCAUGUUCACCCAUAUUGUUUGCAUUUAUCCCUUGCUUACCCCCUGUUCAAACUUGAGUAGUUUGUUUUACUCUGACAGAUCGUUGAGGCAGUGUUGGCAGUUAACACAUUAUACACUGCGCUGAUGCAAACCCUCUUAGAGCCCUUUUCCAAAGUCUUUCAUUUCUAUUUAGCCACUGAAGGACUGUGUAGGUCUGACUUCAAACAUGGUGAUGCGUUAUACCUUACUAUACCUUAGGCAUUGUUUAACAACUCCUUAAAUGGACGUGUAUUGCUGGAGUUGUUCUUAAAUGCUUCCAGUUAAGGCAAAUGUUGUCAUGUACUUUUUUUCUAUUGUUCUUUUUAGUGGACUUAUCAGUAUUUGAUAGUUUAUGUAUUUUAAAGUUUAAUUAUAAACAAACAAAGCUUCCAUUUUGGGGGAGGGGGAUUGAUUUUGUGGAUUUCAGUGAUGGUUCAGAGGCUGUUAAGAUCAACCAGUCCCCCUAUGUCUGUAUUUUAAAACAGCUGGAAACCAGUCACUCGUAAUACUCUACACAAGUUUAUGUGACAUCUGUUUGGGAAUUUUUGUAUGUAUUUAUAUCAGGACAUGACAGUUGAAGGUACAGCAAAGAGGAAAUGUGUCGUACUGAAAGCAUGUCCCCUAGGUUUUGCCCUUAAAAUGGCAGUAUUAUCAAAGGUCAAAUGAUUUUAAAUUUUGAUUACUGAGGACUUUAAUUGUAGAGGUCAAGAGAGCCACCCAGUGGCUCAUUAGGCUCUGUACUACAAAAGCGGUCCCAAAGUUCGCUUUUGUGCUAUGUUCAGUUGGUUAGAUUGUUUACUUUAGCAGGUAUAGGAUCCCAUCACUGUCAGUCAAACUCAGGAAGGUUACUGAGAAUAGUCUUAACACCAUGUUCAACAAUUUACACACUGACCAUUUCUUUGUAAAUAUGAAACACUAUUUUAUUGCCUUUUACCUGUGGGAGAGGGAUCCUCUCUACAUACCACAGGCUAGCAAUGCAAGAACUCUAUCACCACUGAUGUGGCCGUCCAUCCUGGAGAGGACAGGGAAACGAGCAGAGAGUAAAGGAUAAGGCUGGUGUCAGUCUCUAUUUAUUAUCAAUGAAUCCCAUAAAAAGGCAAAAAACAAACGACUGUCACCUGUAACUAAGGCUGGAUAUAGCUUAUGCUGCCAUUACCGUACCAUACCAAAAACAGUUCAACCUUUGUAUUGGUUUUGGAAAACAGUUUUAAGGCAGUGUUAGUAAUAUGAGGCUGUAAUUAACCAUCAUACCUGAGACGUUGAUGAUGAUGAUGAUGAUUAUUAUUAUUAUUAUUAUUAUUAUUAUUAUUAUUAUUAUUAUUUUAGAUAGUAACUCCAGCCUUAUCCUUUUACAGAUGAAUUUUCUCUGUAGAUCUCACUUGCAUAGCUCAGAGUGUUUUUAGUUAUUUUAUUAUUGUUGUUUUUUUUUUUAAAUCCUGACAGUUUAUCUUUACUGGAAAAUUGAGGCUGUGGUCACAAAGGAGGCUUCAGUGUCCUGCUCAAAGCUCAGGUGUACCUGAAAAAGCAAGAUGUCAGAGAGUGGGAGUAACAUUAUUCAUGUUGCUAAGCAACAACACAACUUGUAAUCACGCACUCCCAAUGACCGGUGCAGUGCUACACCUCUUGCUGUGUGGGUAUUGUACUUCUGUGUAUACCUUCCACUUGGAGGAUGUGUUCCCCAUAGGCCCCUUUUCCACCAAGUUAGUUUUGUUCAAGUUUUUGGGACCUUGGUGUUAUCUAGCAUAUGAGUCAAAGUUUCAACAAUAGUAAUCACAUGCAUCAUCAACAGAGGGCACUCCACAAUGCGCAACGACCUGUAGAAUAUGAUGGGCGCACUUUGAAUUCCAAGGAAAACCUGAUAUUUUUUGGUUCCAGCUGGGAAUAACCUUUCAGGUUCUGAACCAAUUUAUUUUUGGUCAGAGUGCCCCACACUGUUCAAAACUACAUGCUUGAAGCAGAACGGAGUCGGUUCCCAGUUGGUAGAAAAGGCCUAAAGGACUGCGACCGUGCAGACAGUGCACACGGUCACAACAAAUUGGCAGUACACAGAUGUCUGCACUGCAUUUUGGGUUGAUGGCUUGAAGCUGACUCACAGUGGUAUUUCACAGUCUGGGAAUGAGACAAAAUUAUCAACUAUCGUUCUCGCCUCUGAUUGGUUGUUUUCGUUCAGUCCCAGUGGAUUCUUGCAAAUACCAUUAGGAGCACUAGGAGGAGCCAGAGGAACCUGCUUUUUUUCACAGAUUAUCUGUCUCAUGUACUACUGUCAGGAUGUAGUGAAGGUUUCAGUGAAUAUGACAAGAAAUAUUUUUAUAAAAGUUACCUACUGCAGCUUUAAUGGACAGGGAGAAAAACUGCAGCAAAACGUGAAUCAAAUCUUCCAACAGCUCCACCUAGAGUCCUCCUUGGAGUACUGCGCUGUGGCUGCAUUGAACAGGUUUACAGAACUCGCCAGGUCACGACCAAACCUGUGGACCGUGACUGAACAAAGUCUCUUUUGUGAUCGCAGCCUCAGCAGUUCCUGCACCAGGCCUUGUAUACUGUCCCACAGUUCCCUGGCUGUGUGUAUCUUGGGGAACACAAGUGAAUUAGUUUGUAGAUGUGAAGCCUUUUUCUAGUUAAGGGCCUUUUCUUUCAGUGCAGGAACUCUGAAGCACUUGCAGCAAACUAGGUUGUGCACACUACAGAAGAGUGGUACUUAGAGGUGCAUUUCAAUAAGGUGGAAUGAGACAAUGAUUGGUGUUUGUUUUACAGUUCACCUGGCAACAUCUGCAUUUUGGCUGCCCAGAUGUUUGGCCCAAUACGUUCAUUGUAUGCAUGCCAACACUGUCCACCAAAGGAAAUGCUCUAAUGUGGAACGGCAUUAUCAAAUGAUUCCCAUUCCCAUUUCCCAUCUUUUUUUUUUUUCUUUUCCAAUGUUGCAUGUGGAUGACUGACCUUGUCCAGUGUAGGUUUGAGUUCAACAACCGUUAUUAGAAGGCUAGUGACUUUUUAUGAAAACAAAACACUAAAAAAAAAAAUUAGGAUGAAAGGAAGUGUGUGGUGUCAGUUGUCCUUCUCCAGUGGCCGUAAACAAAGUGUGCCUGAAAUACUUUGCAAGACUUUUCCACGCGUCGAUGCUUCCUCCUCUAGAUGUGCUGUGUGGUGGAAUCGUUUUGUGAAAGAAGCCUUCAUCAGUUCAGACGGCCAAGGGCCCCACAGGUCUGAAAGCCAAAACCAUGUUGUGAUUAGCUUUUUUUUUUUUAUUAUUAUUUUACACCCAAUGAUUGUGAAGUUAUUCUACUUCAGGAACAACCUUGAAUUAUGAAUUCACAUCUUUAUUUGAGGUCCUAUAAAUGUAUUGGUGAUAUCAAACCAUGUGGUUUAAUUUUUUAAUUUGACUCCAACCUAAUGUGAAAAACAAACCAUUUAUUUGGGCAAAAUCAUUUGGUAACUUUUUUUUCUUUCUUUUCUGUGAAGUUUGUAUGAUGAAUUUGGCAGAUGUGAAGGCAAAUGAAUGUAUAUCUUUGUACAAACCAUUUAGUUCAGAGGACAUGUUAGUUAUGACACAUGCAAGAAAAAAAACCUUUUAUAAAUCUUUUUGUAUUAGAACAUUAACAAUGGUAAUUUUUGUAUAUACGAAGGCUAGGCUUUCUGAUUAGCAGAAAGGUAAAACAUUCCUACAUUUUUUUUAAAUGUAUGUCCAUUGAGAAUAAUUAUGGAAACAUAUGCGCAAUGUUUUAUGUGCCUUUUAUUUGGGUUUGUCUAAAUAAAAGAAAACAAUAAAACAUGAUUGUGGACUGUCCAUGCUGAGUCCCACAGAGGAAAGUCAAUCCUGUCUAUCUCAGCUGAAUCGCCAGACAACCCCCCCCCACCCCCCCCCCCCCGCACUCAAGACACUCCCCUAGAUCAGGACUCCUUUCUGGUCUUAGAUGCUUUUCCUAGCUUUAGUUGAGGUUUCUGGGAGGCUGAGAUUGUCGCUGAAGUCCCCGGUCUGUACGGAUGGCUCCUCACUGUUGGCCUGCUCAUGAUGAAAGUGCCUCUGUGACUUCGCUUAUUGGAGUGGAUUGUGGGGGAUUUGUGCCAAAUCAUGGUCUGUAUGUGACGACAAAAACAUUUCGGUGUUUUUUUCAUUCUUUAACUAUUAAACUUGGAAAAUGUGA